This is a messenger RNA of Cryptococcus amylolentus CBS 6039, 978 nucleotides long. RefSeq lists its product as hypothetical. The transcript is spliced from 6 exons. The coding region runs from base 1 to 978 and encodes 325 amino acids. Lineage: Eukaryota; Fungi; Basidiomycota; Tremellomycetes; Tremellales; Cryptococcaceae. The record is from RefSeq and is a predicted model, not a curated record. Gene Ontology annotation, cellular component: membrane. Gene Ontology annotation, molecular function: serine-type endopeptidase activity.
AUGUUCCCCAGAGCAACGAUUGGCUUGGGCCAUACCCUCAAGAGGUGUCAACGACUUUCCACCAACACCAGACUGGCCCAGAGCAUCUCCACCACCGCCCUCUCUCGCUCCUUCAUGCCGAGCAGACCGCUCUCGAACCGCUCACCCAUCUCUCGUCUUCUCGCCAGCCCACAGUCAUCACUAUCCAUCUCAAAGCGUUUGAUCUCCUCAUCUCCACCAUCGGCUAUCAGAGAUAGAUACUACAAACGGUCCAGCGGCGGCUACUAUGGUGGUGGAAAUGGUGGCGGUAGCAAUUGGUGGUCUCGGGUCAAGCAGCGCCUCGACAGAAUACCGCCGAUGACGCUUGUGUAUGCCUUGAUAGGCAUUAACGGAGGUGUCUACCUGCUCUGGCAGUAUGCACUUCAAUCGGCUCAACGCUUUCGCGAUCCAACGCUGCUCUACUUCUUGAGGAACAACUUUAUCUUGAAUGAGGCAAACGUUUUCGCUGGAAGAAUAUGGACCCUCGUCACCAGCGCCUUCUCCCAUAGCUCCGGAACCCACAUUCUCGUCAACUGCUUGGGCCUCUACUUUGUUGCCCCUGCUGCUGCCGGUCUUCUCGGUACCGCCAACUUCCUCGGCCUUUACCUCGGUGCCGGUGCUUUCUCCUCUCUCGUCUCUCUCGGCUACCACCGCAUGUCCAAACACCAAUGGUGGGGCUCUGAAGGCGCUUCCGGCGCCAUCUACGCGUGCUUGGCAUACUACGGUGCCAUGUUUCCCCAGAGCACUGUGCUCAUGUUCUUUAUUGUCCCCAUGCCUGUAUGGCUCGCCAUCUCUGGAAUGUUUGCUUGGGAUUUCUAUGGAGCGCUCUUCAGGCCCAACUCUGGAACAGACUCGGCUGGUCAUAUUGGAGGGAUCAUGUAUGGUCUGCUGGGGGCUUUAGCCACUCGACGAGGAGGGGUUUUGAGGAUGUUCCAGGGUGGCAGUAGACGGAGGUGGUAG